Molecule: messenger RNA, 5248 nt
Organism: Columba livia (rock pigeon)
Lineage: Eukaryota; Metazoa; Chordata; Aves; Columbiformes; Columbidae
Gene: VAT1
Product: vesicle amine transport 1
Exons: 6
Coding region: 80-1219 (379 amino acids)
Biological process (GO): negative regulation of mitochondrial fusion
Cellular component (GO): mitochondrial outer membrane
Molecular function (GO): oxidoreductase activity; zinc ion binding
Source: RefSeq, a predicted model, not a curated record
CGCCCCGGCUUUUCCCCGCCCGCCGCCUCCCUGCCGCUCCGCAGCCGCUCCGCUCCGUUCUGUUCCGCUCCGCUUCGCCAUGUCCGCCGAACCGGCCCCGGCCGCCGCCGCAGCCGCCCCCGAGCAGACCCCUGAGCCGCCGGCGGGCGGCGGGGAACCGGCGGAGCACCGGGCGCUGGUGCUCACGGGUUUCGGUGGCUACGAGAAGGUGAAGGUGCAGACGCGGCGGGGCGGCGGCCCCCGGCCCGGGGAGGUCUCGGUGCGGGUCCGCGCUUGUGGCCUCAACUUCGCCGACCUGCUGGCGCGGCAGGGGCUGUACGACCGUCUGCCGCCGCUGCCCGUCUGCCCCGGUAUGGAGUGCGCCGGGACCGUCUGUGCCCUCGGCGACGACGUCCGCGAUCGACAGGUUGGCGAUAAGGUGAUGGUCCUGGCUAGGUCAGGGCUCUGGCAAGAAGUUGUGAACGUGCCAGCUGUUCAGACUUUCCUGAUGCCUGAGGGGAUGAGCUUCGAGGAAGGGGCUGCUCUUCUUGUCAACUACAUCACCGCCUACAUGAUCCUGUUUGACUUCGGAAACCUGAGGCCCAACCAGAGCAUCCUCAUCCACAUGGCUGCAGGUGGUGUGGGAACUGCUGCCAUCCAGCUGUGCAAGACUGUAGAAAACGUCACCAUUUUUGGCACCGCGUCUGCCUCCAAGCACGAUUCACUCAAGGAGAGCGGGGUCGCUCACCCCAUUGACUACAGAACGAUGGAUUAUGCAGAGGAGGUCCGGAAAAUCUCCCCCAAAGGUGUUGACAUCGUCCUGGACCCCUUGGGAGGAUCCGAUACGUCCAAAGCAUUUCACCUGUUGAAGCCGAUGGGCAAACUCAUCACUUACGGGGUAGCAAACGUGCUCACUGGGCAGAAGAAGAACCUCAUGGCUAUGGCUAAAACCUGGUGGAACCAAUUCAGCAUCAACGCCUUACAGCUCCUCCACCAUAACAAGGCCGUGUGUGGCUACUACCUUGGAUGCAUGGAGGAAGAAGUUGAGCUUAUCGGAGGUGUUGUAGCCAAGCUGAUUAGCCUGUACAGUCAAGGCAAAAUCAAGCCUAAAAUAGACUCUGUAUGGCCCUUUGAUCAGGUGGCAGAUGCCAUGAGGCAGAUGCAGGAGAAGAAGAAUAUUGGAAAGGUCAUCCUGGUUCCUGAAGCACCCAAGGAAGAAGCCAAAAAAGAAGAGAACUAAGCAGAAGAGCUGUGUGCGGAUUGUGAAUUCAUGGGUUAACUCCCUGCUCUCUUUGGGACCUGGAAAUGGACAGAUCAGUAGCUUCCAUCUUCAGCAGAACAUCGUGGUUACGGUUCAGAUGAGUUUGCAUGUUCUCGUUGUGACUGACCCUUUGCCAGACUCGCCUCUUGCCUCAGCUCUCCGCUUUGAAGCCUGUUUAUUUCGUACAUUAUUCUAAUCACUUCUUUCUCUCCUGAAUUUCCAAAACUAACCUUAUUUUUCCCUGGCAGUGCAGCUGAAGCUUCCAGGCAGUUGGUAUUAACACCUGCACAGCCUGUCCCUGUGAAAUCAGGAUGUGACGUCCUGUCACUGAGCCCUGCUGAAGCAUUUGCACUCUCACCUUUGGGAAGAUGGUUCAGCAGGAAAAUGGGCCAAACUGAGGAUUUUUCCUCAAGUUUGGAAGAGGAAACAGCCAGAGGAAAAGCACAUCUGGCCUUGUUUAAUUCCAUCACGGGCCACUCUUCUGUUUCCUCUAAGCACCCUCUUCCUCCUCUGCUUUCGUGGACCUCUAACACUGGUCAGGUAGUGACAGCUCGUGUUGUCUUUGCCUUCUAAAUAACCACCCUGGCAUUUUGGAGUCUAUGGCGUAUCACGUUUAAUUUGCGGUGGCUUCUCUGUGCAGAUAAUUCAACAGGCUGGUCUGUGUUUCAAUACAGAAGAAUUUCACUUGGGUAACUUGAUCGUGUCCAUUUUCUGAUUCCAAACUGUACAGGGAGAUCAAAACUCUGUCUGAUUUUUUUAGAGACCAUAAGGACUCAACUGUGUCUCAGAUGACUGGAACAAUUGAUGUUGGCUCUGUGCUUUAUUAAUGUUGGGCUCCAAGUCGGUAUUGUUAAGGCUAAACUUCACCUUUGUGUUUGUAUUUCCAAGGGCUGCGGUGUUGAACUGAUUCAGCAAGAGGGGAACACAACCAAGCCCCUGCUCGUGUUCGCUUUGUGCUGUGCCCUGUGUGCUGGGGGGGUGCUGCAGUUUGGAGGUUAACGUGCAAGAACCAGCCCUCAAAACCUGCUCCCCAGGCGCUGGACCGGCUCUUUCUGGCUGUGCCACCCCGUGAAACUAUCACCACGUUCCCAGUUUAGAUGGUAAACUGUCCAGCUCUGCGCCAAACCCCUCGGCUUGGGCGUCUUGAGCAGUUUGAAUUGUGCUUUUCAUUCUUUUCUAGCCAGCUCCUUAGAUAUGCACCCAAACCAGCGCUCGCCUCGUGGUUCAGGGCUCUUCUUCCCCUAAAACUGCAAACCUUGGGUCCCUCGGGCUCUCUCCAUCACCGCGGGUUUAGGGGCUGCUUGGGGUGCUCCUCCCGCACCACAACUCAGUUUCUCUUCCUCUUUUCUUCCUUCUUUCCAUGCGUUUGGAAAUGUUGCCGUGCAGAGAUCCAGGCCCGGUUCUGUCCUGCGUGGUGUCCCCCUUCCUGCUGGGCCCUGUUUUCGGUGACUCUGGUGCCGUUUGUUCUUGCUUUGAGGCUUUGUCACGGAUCGUAGGUGCUGCAGGUUUUUAGGCUUGGUUUUAGAUUUGAAAACGUUAAACCUGGGGGCACCAGGAAGAGCUGCCCAUCGUGGGAGAGCUCGGGCUACGGGAGCAAAACCUUGGGACCAGGAGUCCUGCUCAACCAAAGCCCAAGGUGGGGAGAUACCGGUGGGCAAAGGGCCCCCAAAGUGAAGCCCCUCUGGCAAACGCUGCCCAGGGCCGGGGGUUCCUGGGCAGGUGGGGAUGGUGGUUUGCUCCUCAGCCAGCUCCAGCCUCCGUUGGGGCUCCUCCAUCCAUGCAGUUUGGAUUUUGGGUGCUUGGGCUCAACCCGUGGUUCUGCCACCUCUUAGCAACACGUAGGCACAGCAUCGAGGGUUAACCCUGGCUAACCUGAGGUAUUAAAACAAUCCCUGCGACCUCAGGAAGCUUGAGCUCUGUCACAGGUCCUUGUCGGUCCAUCUCUCGCACUCGAUACAUGAACGUCACAAACAUGGUCUGAAACGCACAAAGCACAACUUGGAAAAAAUACAAUCCAAAAAUCUUGCUGCUUCUCCUUUCAACCCGCCCUAUCACGCUAAUUUAGAUCGAAUCCAACAGUGUCCAAUGCUGCUUUAGCAGGUCUGACAGCAGGACUGUCUGCAUUGCUGAAAUGGGAAGUCUGGACCUGCUCCUCCGGGAAACUGGAUUCACCUUGAUGAAAAGCAGCGCGCUCAGACGGCACAACCCCGCGCAUCUCCGGGUCCUGCGCACUGAUAAAGGGGGGAAAAACCUAUCAGAUCGUGUUUCCAGUACCAUCCUCUCCUCGCUUUACCCCGGGCUAAGCACACGCUCAGUGCCUUACUUGGACGGCCUUGGAUGGGGCAGCGUCGCUGGGGUCCCGCGGUCCGUCGCGACCGAGGGCGGCGGGAGCACCCCCGGCCGCACGCAGAACCGGUGCGCCACGCUGACCCGUAUCUCGGUGCCUUCUUCCACCUGUCCCCAAGGACUGGGAAGUCACUGGAGCCUUUUCCAUUCUGGCCUUUCGAAGUAUUGCCAAAAAAAUAACCUGUUACGCCUCUCUCUAGCUCUGUUUUGUGAUGUAGUCUGACUUGAGUAAGAUGCUCCGUUUCUGUGUAUUUUACAGCCUUUCCUGGGGGUUCUGUGCUCCCCGGUUCCAGAAGCGCUGUUGCAGAGCCUGGCUCUCCCCUAGGGCAGCUGUUGGGCUCAGGCCAGUCCUUGAGCCGGGCUUUAUCUGCCUUGGCUCUCUGGGAACAGUCCCAGCUCUCUGUGGGUGGCUGCUCGUGUAUCUUCUACCAACAAAUUCUGAAAGCCUUUCCGAGGGCAGGAGCACUGAGCAGUGCUUAUCUGAGAGUUUAGCACUGACUGGUUUAUCUCCCUUGGCAGAAACAAUGUUUUCUGCAGAAAAACCAAGAUUAACCGUAACCUUGCUCUUCACUGCCCUGCUGCUCAGUGCUCUGCUCUGGGUGCUUGUGCUUGGUUGGGUUUUGCUAUAAUGGACAAACAUUUAAUGGGCCAAUAAGUAUAGAACCUCUGUAAACCAACUGCAAGUGUCUUAACAAAGUUAACCAGCAGGUUUGUACACCAAGGACCAAAGCAAAAAACCAAAUCCACAAAUAGAAACCCUGGGAUAAAAAUAGUCCCGCUCGAUGUUGCUUAACUGUUUAGGGCAAAGUCGCGCUAUCGGGGAAACCGGAGGCUCCCGUGUUUAAGCUGCGUGUGCCGUUCCAGCUCUCAGAAGUGCAAUUUAAUGUUGAUUUGACUGAUUGUGCCGUGAGGAGGCCGAGCGGGCCGUGUAAGGAGCUCACAAGGGGAGGGGGCCCAGCCCUGCUGGUCCCACUGUGGCCAGUCCUGCAGUCGCCGUCCCAGGCUGGGACUGCUGGUCUGGGACAAAGGCGGCUCCUUUGCUAUCACCAGGCAGCUUGUGUCACCUUUCCUUUUGACUCUUUGGUUUCUCUCAAGCUCACAAAGUGCAGAAGGGGAAGGGAGCGGAGGCUUUGGCUUGUGCAGGGGAGCAGAACCCCCACCAAAUGCUUUGCGAGGAUGGGAAGGAGUUUAGCUGUACAUUUCAUUUUGGACAUGUAUAAAAUUAGAAUUGAUUGACCAGGGGGAAGUAAGAAUCACGGUGGGCUUCAGGCUUUAAUUGGGCCACUUACAGCUGCUAUCAUAGGCGUAAAACCCCUUUUGUUGCCUAACAAAGCCCGUGCCAAGCCCUGGUGAUGGCAAAGCGUGACUGGCAAGUGGUACCUGAGCGUGAUGUGAAAUGCGUUUGACUCUGAGCCUCUUACAACAUACGGUCUGGUCUGUACUGUCUGCGUCGUGUUGGUUUGCGUUCGGUGUGAUACGAGUGGUGCUCAUCCUACAGACACGUGGAAAAAUGUAUUCCGCUUUGUGCGUGUAACCAAGUCGGACAGAAAGCAAGUGUGCCAAUGCUGUUUACAUGACUCUACUGUGUAAUGCUCCUCUGUCUAAUGUUACCAUAUGCCUUAUGUGUUUCAAAUGGUAAUUAAAAGCAUAACAAAACCCUCA